CAAACGCGUCAGGUAUUUGGACUGGGCGAGCCAGGACGGCUCCAACCCUUGCAAUCACCGUGCGGGCUGCUCUUAAUCGUCGCCGUUCGCGCUGACAAAACGCGUCUCGCAGGGUCCAUGGUUCGGUGGGUCAACGAUGGCGAAUACAAUUUCAAGUUUACUUUGAAGAAGCAUUACAAAAGUGAUGGUUCUGUCGACGGCAUCGCAAAGGGAUGCAAGGUUGUCGGGAGGAUGUUCGGCGAGUACGACCAUCGUGCGAUGUCUUUGCCUCACUUUCUCCCGCUAGCGCCGGGGCACGACGAGGCCGUUCACGUCACAGACUUCCUCAAGGUCUGGGCGAAAUCUGAUACCUCUGUCAGUGCUGUGGACAUCGGACCAGGAACAUCGAUUUGUGGUCCUGUUGGGUUCGCGGGAGGAGAGUGCUCUGAAAGGGAGAUGGGAAGUCAGGGUGGCCUACCAGCUACGCCUCCUGAUGAGGAGGUGGGCAUGUCAAACAACUCGGAGGACGACCAUCCGCGUGCUCCUUUGAAACCGGGCUUGAAUGUAUCUCGCCGCCACCGUUUGCUUGGGGAGUCGACGCCACAUGGAGGCGGCGAUGGCGAACGGUUGGGACAGGGCUCASAAUCGACGACUCCUCGUGGUCCGGUCGAAAGGAUCGGUUUGUUCGUUCGUGGCAUGCAGGUGGCCGAGGUUUCGCCUGGAGAUCGAGCGGGUGGUCCGAAGGUUCGAGAGGUGCGUGGGUCAGAUGAGACGACUCGCGGGGCCCGACCAGCGCCGGGGGAACUGCAGACGGAGUUGAGCCAGGAACGAGAAGCAAGUGGGAACGCCGCCAGUGAGGAGGAGGUGUCCGAGCAGGGGCUGUUCCGUGAGAGAUCGGCAGAAAAGACUCAAUCAGGAGGCAAGCGCAACUUGCCGGAUGAGGAAGAGCAAGAGGGACUAAGUGCUCUGAAAAGGCAGAGAAAGGUAGGAGGGAGUGCUCGGAUGCCAACAACACGAGAGGGCGGUUCCGUUGAGAAGAGGAAAAGGGUUGGAGGUGGGGAUCAAACGCCAAAAGACUCGUCGACACGGCGAAGAACCGGUGAGUCUUCCAGGAAACGGUCAAAAUCAUCGAGGGGGAAGAAAGUAGACGAGGGCGACAGCGGGGAGGGGGAUGACGAUGUGGAGAUUAACCUCAACGCCUUUAACCUCGACAAUGCGUUCUUCCUCGAGAUGCAGACAGGGGUGCAGAAGGACGUCGUGUUGCACAUCCAUCCCGAAAGAAUAUUAGCUAUUCCAGACUGGGAAGAUGCGUACAACCAUCGAUCCUUGGACGAGUUCCUCGUUGAUACCAUCGCGUCGGCUAUGAUUGACUGCUACGAACGCAAAGACAUGAGAUACACGAAGCCCAUUUUCAUUCUCGCUCCGAUCGUCGCGCCUCCAGAGAAUGGCGAGCCUGCUGUGCGUGUGCUGCCUGCUGACUUCGACAGAUCACACCCGGAGAAAUACUGGUAUUAUCCUGUGUAUGGACAGCAUAACGCGAGGGCGGCGAUGAUGGUGAAAGACCAUCCCGUGUUUGAUUACUACAACUUAUGUAAAUGGUCGUUCAGACCGAUCUACUUCCCUGACGACGAGUUCGACGGCUACGCCCAUGUCAGCUGCGAAGACGACAUGAAAGACAAGAAGAAUCCACCGCGCUUGCAGGUUUUGUCUAUGCAGGACAUUCGCAAUAUCUGGAAAAUUAAGGGCAAAACGCGUGUGGUGCUCGACAAUGCCUCGAAGAAACAGGACGAGGUGCGAAAGUGGGUGCAGUUCAUGGCGUUGGCAAUGAAGAAGACGCCGUACACGCCUAUCUAGAACCUGUCAAUGGAAGCAAAGAAAAGAAAGGAAUGGGCUGAGAAACUUCGAUACUACCUCCCGCUGGCCAUGGCAGACGAC
This is a messenger RNA of Chara braunii, 1914 nucleotides long. Lineage: Eukaryota; Viridiplantae; Streptophyta; Charophyceae; Charales; Characeae. The record is from the annotation of a GenBank genome assembly.